Molecule: messenger RNA, 1240 nt
Organism: Stylophora pistillata
Lineage: Eukaryota; Metazoa; Cnidaria; Anthozoa; Scleractinia; Pocilloporidae
Product: inactive pancreatic lipase-related protein 1
Biological process (GO): lipid catabolic process
Molecular function (GO): lipase activity
Source: RefSeq, a predicted model, not a curated record
CUUGAGAACGGCAACUUAUGCCCGACUCACUCAGGUCAAUUCGUCGAAGGCAGCUUUGUCAAUUCAUCAGGAUGGAGAAUCUCCGAGCAUAUCAAAUCUAGAGAAUACAGGAAACUGGGCCACGCGAAUGAAAGACGCACUGAAAAAGCGAGGCGACUUCAACAUAAUUUUAGUGGACUGGGAUAAAGGAGCAGAUAAAGAUUACUUCCAGGCUGCAGGAAACACUCGACUUGUGGGGGCUCAAGUUUCGGAGCUCAUAAGGUUCUUGAUUUCCAGUGCCUCCGGGUCACCUUCCUCUCCAGAGAAAUUUUACAUCAUAGGAUUUAGCCUUGGUGCUCAUGCAGCAGGAUAUGCUGGGACUUAUCUGAAGGAUAACGCCAGAAUGACACUUGGCCGUAUUACAGGAUUGGAUCCAGCGGGACCCCUUUUUACCAAUGUCCGCGAUGCUCGGUUCCGACUAGAUCCAAGUGAUGCUAGAUACGUUGACGUCAUACACACCGACAUGCCACCGAAAAGUGGUGUAUUCGGUUUCGGGAUGCGUAACGAGGCUGGCCAAGCACACUUUUUUCCAAAUGUAGGCGUCAAACAGCCUGGCUGUAGACAAAGCCUCGCCAAACUGGACAUCUUCUGGACCGUAAUCUGUGACCAUAUGAGGGCUCCAGAAUUCUACAUUGCAUCAGUAAACCAAUGCUCCUGGAGAGCGCAUCCUUGCAAGAGUCUUGAAGAUUGUGAGAGAGGAAAUUACGCAAUAUGCAAUAGCGGAUGCUCCUCAAAGGGAUUUAGAGCCGACAAACCAAAGAGAACUGGCAGAUUUUAUUUGAAGACAACCAGCAACUCGUCAUUUUGCUGUAUGAUGUUUUAUAUUUUGGCUAUUGUUGCUCCGUCUUCUUUCAGAUCCUUUCGUGAGACGCACCGUUAUUCCAGCUUAGAUUAGCAGUUAAAAACUGCCAUUUUAAGUUGUCUGAAUACUUUUAAUGCAUUUAACCGAAGAUUCUGUCAAUGGAGGUUUACCGUAAUUGCCCUAUGUUAUCGUGUUCAUUUCGCCGGAGCAGAAUAGAGACCAAAAUAUGAAAAUAUGACAAACGAAAAAGGAAUAGGACUAUUAUAUGCAAUCAAAAUAUUUUUUGGAUCCUUAGGAUUGCAACAAAGUGGAAAGGGUUGCUGACUGACGCCUUGAUUAAAGAAUCCACCAUUUCAAGUCUACGGAUUGAUUGAGGAUUAAAUGUCUUCGUUUCCUUGA